This is a messenger RNA of Capsicum annuum, 1077 nucleotides long. RefSeq lists its product as uncharacterized. The coding region runs from base 1 to 1077 and encodes 358 amino acids. Gene Ontology annotation, cellular component: endoplasmic reticulum. The record is from RefSeq and is a predicted model, not a curated record. The transcript has a single exon. Lineage: Eukaryota; Viridiplantae; Streptophyta; Magnoliopsida; Solanales; Solanaceae.
AUGAAUUUCAGUUUAUUCUCUACCCUUUUCCUCUUCAUCACCAUAAUAUCUAUUCCUACCGUCGCCGGCACAAAACCCCACGUCAUCAAUUUCCGAUCACCAAAUCUCUACCCUAAAUCAUUCACAUGGGAUCCCAAAUCCCAGCACUUCAUCGUCGGCGGUAGCACACGUCAUCACCACCAGAACCUCAUCUCCGUCUCCGACGCUGGCGUCGUCCAUACCUUAAUCACCGACGCCACCCUCCCUCCUAACUCCUCCUUCCACGGCCUCACCAUCGACCGUCAAAACAACCGCCUCCUCGCCUCCAUCCACUGUCCUCCUUCCUCACCGGAAUUUCCAGCUCCUUUAAACUUCCUCGCUUCCUAUAACCUCCAAUCCAACCGCCGCCUCUUCCUCACCUCCCUCUCCGACGAAUCCCACCUCCUCGCGGUCGCUAACGACGUCGCCCUUGAUUACUACGGAAAUGCUUACGUCACCAACUCCGGAGCUGACGUCAUCUGGAAAGUCGACAUAAACGGCGACGUUUCUAUUUUAUCGCAAUCCAAAGCAUUUAAGGCAGCCAAACGUGGUUUAAACGGAAUUGUUCAUAGUUCGAGAGGAUACUUAUUCGUUGGCCAAUCAAACACGGGAAAAUUAUUUAAAGUCGACGUCGAUGACGGAACGGCAAGGGCCGUUACACUGAACAAGGAUUUAACGGCAGCUGAUGGAAUCGCCGUUAGAGAUGACGGAGUUUUAUUAGUUGUAAGUAAACGUACCUUGUAUUUUUUACGUAGUAACGAUGGGUGGGGUGCGGGAGUAGUAUUUGACGAAAUUGCCCUCGACACACGGAGGUUUGCUACGGCUGUGACAGUAGGAGAUCAAAAGAGGGCAUAUGUGUUAUAUGGACAUGUAACGGAGGGUAUAAAUGGAAAUGCAGAAAGAGAGGAGUUUAGUAUAGUUGAAGUGAAGUCAAAUGAAGAGAAUGAAGAAGAAUCUAUUUGGUUAUAUGUAUUAAUUGGAUUAGGAUUAACUAUUUUCUUUUUUUGGAGAUUUCAAAUGCAUAGAUUAGUGGAAAGAUUGAAUAAGAAAACAGUUUGA